AUGCAAUAUUUAACACAAGAACAAGCAAUUAAACUUGAUGAAGAAUUAAUGGGAAAAUACAAAUAUUCAUUGGUACAACUAAUGGAAAUAGCUGGGUUAGCUGUUGCUCAAGUUGUAACAAAAGAAUAUCCAAUUGAAAAAGGAAAUAAGAGAGUUUUAAUACUUUGUGGACCAGGAAAUAAUGGAGGAGAUGGGUUGGUUUGUGGGAGAUAUUUAUCCUUAUUUGGAUAUGAAGUAACAGUUUUUUAUCCGAAACAAUCAAAAAAUGAACAUCUUCAACUUCUUAUUAAACAAUUAGAAAUUCAAGAUAUUCCAGUUGUUACAGAACUAUCUUCAUUUGAGUAUGAUGCUAUAGUCGAUGCAGUUUUUGGAUUUAGUUUUAAAGGACCAGUUAGAGGAAUAUUUAAAGACAUUUUUAGUCAUAUUAAUUCAUUGAAAGUUCCAAUUAUUUCAGUUGAUAUACCAUCAGGGUGGGAUGUGGAACAAGGGUAUCUUCAAGAUGGGAUUCAACGAUGUGAUGUUCUAAUUUCUUUAUCUGCUCCAAAAUUAGGAGUGAAAAACUUUAAGGGAAUUCAUUAUUUAGGAGGAAGGUUUAUUCCUCUGGAAUUAAAAGAUAAACUUCAUUUAAUUCUUCCUUAUAAAGAAAAUGAAUUAAUUGUUAAAAUCAAUUGA
Messenger RNA from Entamoeba histolytica HM-1:IMSS, 672 nucleotides. RefSeq lists its product as uncharacterized. Gene Ontology annotation, molecular function: NAD(P)HX epimerase activity. The transcript has a single exon. Gene Ontology annotation, cellular component: mitochondrion. The record is from RefSeq and is a predicted model, not a curated record. Lineage: Eukaryota; Evosea; Mastigamoebida; Endamoebidae. The coding region runs from base 1 to 672 and encodes 223 amino acids.